UACCCGCUGUCUUUUUUUAUCCGUUGUCAUUUCCGGAGCUGAACGAAUGCGUUGCGUUUAAGCUGUACUGGUGGAGCCCCGGUGGAGAUGUCUACCGCCCUGGAGAGUUACAUUAACCGGACUGUUGCCAUAGUCACUUCCGAUGGUAGAAUGAUUGUGGGAACGCUAAAGGGCUUCGAUCAAACAAUCAAUCUCAUCCUGGACGAGAGCCAUGAGCGUGUGUUUAGCUCUUCCCAGGGUGUUGAACAGGUGGUUUUGGGACUGUACAUUGUCAGAGGCGAUAAUGUGGCUGUAAUCGGCGAAAUCGAUGAAGAGACAGAUUCUGCGCUAGAUCUCGGCAACAUAAGGGCAGAACCACUCAAUUCUGUGGUGCACUGAUAUCUCACGAACGCACAAGGACAGAGAUUUCACGUUUAUAAGUAAUCCCCUUGCUCCAAUUGAAGACUUAACCUUGGAAACCUAUAGGCAUGGAAAGGCAGCAAUAUAAUUUGCUUUUUUUGAAUCUUCAAGGAAAUAGACUUCUUGUUAUUUCUUUUUUAUGUGUAUUGAAACAAUAAAAAAUAAAAAAAACGCAAUUUUUUAACAAUUUUUAUUUUCAAUGGUGGUAAAGAGAUGAGCAUAUUUGCAUUCUGAAUUCACUGAUGUAUUUGUGAAGUUAACUACAUUAAACAUGUAUUUACACAUUGACUGCCAUUAGAGACUUCUAAAAAAAAUAACUGGGUGACACAAAGAAAUGUCACCCCACAAAAAUGAAAGAAGGGAAAUAAAAAUUGCAUAUUGAAAAUGAA
Myxocyprinus asiaticus (Chinese sucker) is the source of this 788-nucleotide messenger RNA. RefSeq names its product U6 snRNA-associated Sm-like protein LSm8. The record is from RefSeq and is a predicted model, not a curated record. Gene Ontology annotation, cellular component: U6 snRNP; precatalytic spliceosome; U4/U6 x U5 tri-snRNP complex. The transcript has 4 exons. Gene Ontology annotation, molecular function: RNA binding. Gene Ontology annotation, biological process: mRNA splicing, via spliceosome. Lineage: Eukaryota; Metazoa; Chordata; Actinopteri; Cypriniformes; Catostomidae. Bases 88 to 378 code for a protein of 96 amino acids.